Messenger RNA from Salvia miltiorrhiza (redroot sage), 1151 nucleotides. RefSeq lists its product as uncharacterized. Bases 333 to 905 code for a protein of 190 amino acids. The record is from RefSeq and is a predicted model, not a curated record. Lineage: Eukaryota; Viridiplantae; Streptophyta; Magnoliopsida; Lamiales; Lamiaceae. The transcript has 6 exons.
UGCUGAUAUGCUUGAGGUUUGGAUGCAAGUUCUCGUUGUACAGUCUUUAAUUUUUAUUUAUUUAUUUAUAAGUAUAAUUUAUAUAUAUAUAUAUAUAUAUAUAAAAGAAAUUGACAUCUGCGAUAAAUUUUCACAUGAAUUAAUCUACUAUAUAAGUUGGCACGAAACUCUAGAAUUGCAGAAAAAUAAUAGGGGACGAAAGGAAAUAUUCUCCCGUAUAAGUUGAAUAAAUAAUUAAAGACAUCAAUUUGGGUUGGGUGCAGCAGAGCAGGUGCAGGAACUCAAGUCCUGAGCCACGCGGCAGCAGUUGCAUUUCACCAUCUCAGCUGCAAAUGGAGGCGCAGAGCUCGCACGACCCCGACCCGCCAUCCCCCGCCCCCCGGGUCCGUUCGAGGCACGAUCCCUUCUUGAUAACCUGCCGAUUCUUCAGCGUCAUCACUGCUCUCGCCGCCAUUCUCUGCAUCGCUGUCAACAUCCUCUCCGCCAUCCAAUCUUUCAAGAACGUAUCUGAUAUAUUCGAUGGGAUAUUCCGGUGUUACGCGGUGGUUAUUGCCGUGUUUGUGGUGGUCGCCGAGACCGAGUGGGAAUUCAUCAUGAAGUUCUCCAAGGUCUUGGAGUAUUGGGCAGGCAGGGGAAUGCUGCAGAUCUUUGUUGCAGUGAUGACCCGAGCUUACCCUGAGUAUUUAAAGGAUCAUUCAGAGCUUUUUCUUCUUCAGAGCAUUGCUAGCUACCUACUUCUUGCAUGUGGUGUGGUUUACCUUAUAUCAGGAAUGUUCUGCAUUGGCAUGGUGAAACGCGCUCGCCAGAAAAAAGAACUCACCAGGGAGCAAGCAAUAAAGGAUCUUGAGGAGCUUGAGCAGCGUCGAGAAGAACUUGAGUCGUUGUUGGUACCCGGUGAAGCUUGAUUCAGAGCUCAAAUGUGGCUGGAGAAAUGUCGUACUGUCAACCUGGAUUGAACUACACUCACCCUGCUGUUUGAAAUUUAUACGAAAAACAGAGUGAGGCUUAACAGGAUUGUUGUUAGUGAUUGAAUCCCGUUGUACAGUUGCGUAGAUUUGAAUUUAGCUAUAUGCUACCUUACUAGGUCGUGUCCCAUUUUCUUGGAAGAACAAUCUUGUUUGUUGGUUCUUUAUAUUAGCUUUCCUGAACAA